AAAAGAGAAGAAGAAGAAGAAGAUUGAAUUGCAAUUGUAUAAUAAUAUUGAAAUGGCGUCGUUUGUCUUUGUGGAGCAAGAAUUUGAAAGUUGAAACCCAAAAGGUGAACAUAAAAAAGGGCGGAUGUGAAGGGGAGUAGUGCAAUACAAUUAAAUCCCUCCACUGAGUUCCGACCGCACCUGUCCCCAACCCAAACCCAAGCUCCUCUCCGAACGCGCUUCCUAAAAAGCUAAACGGUGAGCACCGUUUUGGAAACGUAAGCAAGAAAGCGUGAAUUCUUCAGAAAAAUAAAUUAGUUUGCAAAGGGAAAAAAAAAACGACGCUGCGUUUUGGGUCCCAAAUGCUCUGAAAUGGCUGUAGCUGACCAAAAGUCGUCUUCGUCUUCGUCUUCCACCUCCGCCGACGGUAAACUAUGGGGCUUCUUGAAGAGGCCUUUUCGUCCAUCGGCGACCGCCACCACCAAUACCAGCAAUUUCUCGUCGUCGUCUUCCUCCCAACAUAAUCAUCAUAAUCUCAAUCACAAUCAUAAUAAUACUAAUACUAAUGCUCAUCAUCCCCACAACUCAAACUCAUACCUCGAAGCUUCCAACCUUCACACCACCAACAAUCCGGUUUCUUCCGUCGCCAGGUCGUUGCUCCCAACUCGGCGUCGCCUCAAGCUCGAUCCCUCCAAUAAGCUCUACUUUCCUUGUGAACCUGGUAAACAAGUUAGGAGUGCCAUUAAAAUAAAAAACUCGAGCAAAUCCCAUGUAGCAUUCAAGUUUCAAACUACUGCACCAAAAAGUUGCUUUAUGCGUCCUCCUGGAGCUAUUCUUGCUCCUGGCGAGAGUCUCAUUGCAACUGUGUUCAAGUUCGUGGAGCUUCCUGAGAACAAUGAAAAGCUGGUUGACCAAAAGAGCAGGGUUAAGUUUAAAAUCAUGAGCCUGAAGGUGAAAGGACCAAUGGAUUAUGUACCCGAGCUUUUCGAUGAGCAGAAGGAUCAAGUUGCUAUAGAACGGAUACUACGGGUUGUUUUUCUAGAUCCAGAGCGCCCUAGUCCGACUUUGGAAAAGUUGAAACGCCAAUUAGCUGAAGCUGACGCUGCGCUUGAGGCACGCAAGAAGCCAACAGAAGAUGCAGGUCCAAAGAUUAUUGGAGAAGGGCUUGUAAUAGACGAAUGGAAAGAGCGAAGGGAAAGAUAUCUUGCUCGACAGCAGGUCGAAGGACUGGACUCAGUGUAAAGUGGUUCUUCCUUCCUUCCUUCCUUGCGGUUGUUUUUAUUUUUCUGUGAUUGGAUGAGAAUCAAUCUCUAUUAUUCUGUUUUCUCUUGAAAUAUAUAUUAGGACUUUACAAUAUAAGUCAGUGUAAAAAAAAAAAAAUAUCUGGAGAAUUUUCUAUAGUUGGGGUACUCAAAACUUGGAUUGUUAUACCUGCCUGUAGAUAAAGUGAUUUUGUUUGUUUCAUUUUAAGAAAUAAAACUGAGUCUAACGGGUUGUAAAUGUCUAAA
Humulus lupulus (European hop) is the source of this 1487-nucleotide messenger RNA. Its product is annotated as vesicle-associated protein 4-2-like. The transcript is spliced from 7 exons. Gene Ontology annotation, cellular component: endoplasmic reticulum membrane; plasma membrane. Gene Ontology annotation, biological process: endoplasmic reticulum membrane organization. The record is from RefSeq and is a predicted model, not a curated record. The coding region runs from base 352 to 1221 and encodes 289 amino acids. NCBI's taxonomy places the organism in Eukaryota, Viridiplantae, Streptophyta, Magnoliopsida, Rosales, Cannabaceae.